CCAGCCCAAAUGCUUCCCUGGUGUCAACAUAAGUUUCGUGAGUGACAAAAUAUGCAGCACACAUUGCAAAAUGAGUUGAUCAACCCUGCAUGAUCAGUUGUCAUAGAAUGUGAAUAAGCCCAUAUUGCAGACGAAAAGAAGGUUAGACAGGAAAGAUAUGAAGGAGUUUUCAUCGCAAUAAGAAUUGUUAAACACUUGAAUAAGAACCUUCUCCGAUAAAGAGAAGGGGAUAGGUACCGCAAUUGGAAACAAUAUUUUAUAAUGUGCCGCAAACACAAGCACGAUCUAUCCACUUGAAGGAGAGUAGAAGGAACUCCGUCACCACCGGAAGAACAUAUUAUAUGUGACGAAGUGAGGCGGUUUAUGUAAUAAAUUGCGUUGGCAUUGUAAUUGUAGUGUGGUCAUUUGAUAACGAUCGUUAUUGCAUUACUUCUUGAUCGUAUUGGCGUACGUAACGCUUGGAGGGAUACAACACGAUGCACUCAACAUGAAGUUAAUCCAUCGCAAUCUCAAGCACACACUGCAUCCGAACCGGAUAGGACCGAAAAAUGACUCACAUCAAACGGGUCUGAAGGUAACACCAAAGCAGGGUGACUCCCUAUCUUAUCAAUAUCGAUUAUAUCUGCCCAUAGAUCGUUGUUGCUGCUUCGCCUUCCAACAGGGUACGGCAUAUUAAAGCAUGAGCGUUAUCACGCUUUUAAACCAUUCGCGCCCACAUUAGGCAGCAGUACGGACCAAAGUGUUAAGUGUGUGUUUUGUGACAGGUAACACCUUCCGCCCAGCAGUGGACAGCAAAGCGUGUAGAAAGUAAAACAAAAAUGAAACAGUUGAAAAUCAGCAGCUUUUUGGCGGCGUGCCUGUUCUUUGGCGCUCUAUUCGCACAAUCUGUGUCCGCCCUUCGAUGCUACCAAUGUGCCAGCCCUUCGAGCUGGAGCGACUGCCAGGCCGGUGCACAGUCGGUGGAAUGUACCAGCGCCAGCCAGAUGUCCAUCAUGGGUCACAGCCUGUUCCUGCCGGCCGAGUCACGCCAGCAGCUGGAGCCGGCCUGCGUUUCGGUGUACGCCAAGGGUACGGUCGGUGGCGCGACCGGCUAUGCCUACGUGCGGGACUGUCUGUUCAACGAUAAGUCCAUGUGUAGCUUAAUACAGAGCGCACUGCCGUCGGAAAUCCGUAUCGUCGAUUGUGAUCUUUGCACCACGGAACUGUGCAAUGGGGCGAGCAGCAUCACGGCGGUGACGCUGUCGAGUGUCGUGAUGGUGGCCAUCGCGUUGGUGCUAUGGCAGUGAGCUUAACAUAAUACACCGCCCGGAGAGGUGAAGAAGGCUACAAGCGAGUGAAUAAAAUCGUUGCUAUUAAUUUAUUGUAAAGGAA
Molecule: messenger RNA, 1371 nt
Organism: Anopheles gambiae (African malaria mosquito)
Lineage: Eukaryota; Metazoa; Arthropoda; Insecta; Diptera; Culicidae
Exons: 2
Coding region: 819-1286 (155 amino acids)
Source: RefSeq, a predicted model, not a curated record